Alternaria infectoria is the source of this 3093-nucleotide messenger RNA. RefSeq lists its product as uncharacterized. Gene Ontology annotation, molecular function: FAD binding. The transcript has 3 exons. The record is from RefSeq and is a predicted model, not a curated record. Lineage: Eukaryota; Fungi; Ascomycota; Dothideomycetes; Pleosporales; Pleosporaceae. Bases 1 to 3093 code for a protein of 1030 amino acids.
AUGGCGCACUUUCCUCGCCGCCCUCCGUCCGGUGUCAACGUCAUCAUAGUAGGCGCAGGUUUCGCGGGCAUCGCAGCAGCAAUAGAAUGCGAUCGCAAAGGCCACUCAGUCGUUCUUCUUGAGAAAGCGGAAAAUGUGGAAGACAUAAUACGGUUUGGCGAUAUCAUCUCGUUCGAUCCCAACGGUGCGCGCAACUUCGAACGCUGGCCCGGCGUCAUCGAAGCGAUGAAGGAAGUGGCACGGAAAACAACAUGGCUGGAUCUGUACCACUGGAAAGGGCAGUUUGUCACCAGGCAGAGUUUUGUGUCCGAACAGGAAUGGGGGCCGAGAAUCAAUGGACAUAGAGGAGAACUGUACAGUAUUAUUCAUCAGCAUGCUGUCGAUCGGGGAGUGAAUAUUCAGUGGGGCAAACGUGUAACUGAUUACUUCGAGGACGAUGAAAAGGCUGGCGUGGUAGUCAAUGGAGAAGAGAUGAUUGCCGAUGCAGUCAUUGCAGCAGAGGGAGUUCGUUCCCGCGGCCGUAAGAUUGUGCUUGGUUUUGACGACAAACCGAAGAGUUCGGGAUACGCUGUAUAUCGCUCAUGGUUCUCUGGAGAUGCCAUCAAAGACAACCCGAUCCUGAAACAUCUCGUAGAUGGAGACAGUCACUCUGGGUUCAUAGGUCCAGAUCUUCACUUUCUGGUAUCGUCGCUCAAAGACGGCAAGGAGUUCAAUUGGGUGUUUACUCACGUAGACGACGGGAAUAUCGAGGAGGACUGGCAAUUCCCAGGCAGAGUGGAAGACUGCCUGAGGUAUGUAGAAGGAUGGGCACCCAUCGUGCAAGAGAUUGUAAGGUCGACGCCAAAAGGCGCGCGUCUCAUCGAUCAUAAACUCGUCUUCCGCGAUCCGCUGCCGACCUUCAUCUCGCCACAGCACCGUAUCGCUUUGAUUGGAGACGCAGCGCAUCCCUUUCUUCCAACAUCCAUCCAGGGUGCCAGUCAAUCCAUCGAAGACGGUGUUGUACUGGCGGCAUGUCUGGAACUGGCUGGCAAAGAAAGCAUUCCUCUAGCUGUACGAGCAUUCGAGAAGAUCCGCUACGAAAGGGUGCACAAAGCACAGGCGAUGGGGGUUAAGACGCGCGAGCGAUGGCACAAAGCCAACUGGGAUGAGAUAGCGAAGAGGCCGGAAUCCAUUCACCUAGCACGCGAGGCAUGGCUGCUAAAUUUUGAUGCAGAGACCGACUGCUAUGAGAGGUUUGAUGAGCUACUGCAGUGUUUCUGUGCAACACAACAACUUUGCCAACUACCUAUUACGAGAGCUUUCCGACUCACAUUCGCCGCAUCGUAUAAGCCAACACGGGAUUUACAGUGGUUGGUGAUCAAGAUGCACCUUCCUACGCUGUUCUGCUUCGUCGCCGCUGUCACCACGACGGCAGGUGUCCAGUUCGGCGACUUGAAAGAUCCUAUCAACAUCCUAGGCAUCGGACGCAACGACAUCGAAAUCUUCUUGGGCAUUCCCUAUGCUCAUGAUACCAGCGGCGAAAAUAGAUUCAAACCACCGAUUCCCUACGAAUACUCUCCAGGUACUACUAUCGAUGCUACCAAGCCUGGUCCCGCAUGUCCACAACCAUUGGGUGUGCUCUAUCCACCUCUUGGAUUGGGCAAUAUAACUGAAACAUCCGAGGACUGCCUGAAUUUGAACGUAGCGCGGCCAAAAGCGACUGACAGAGUUGGAAAGGGACCACUGCCAGUUCUGGUAUGGAUACAUGGAGGAUCUUUCUGGUGGGCAAGCAACACGGAGCCGACGACUGCGCCUGACGGAAUGAUCAAGCAGUCGGUAGAAAAUGGGGACCCAAUCAUCCAUGUGGCCAUGAAUUACCGUCUCGGGUUCUUUGGGUUUGCCAGUUCAGACUGGUUGAAAGAAGAAGGAAGCAUGAACGCUGGUCUACGUGAUCAGCGCGCUGCUAUCGAGUGGGUCCGCACCAACAUUGCUGCUUUUGGCGGGGAUCCGGAGAGGAUUACGAUUGCCGGCCAGUCUUCCGGCGGCCUCGCAAUCGGAAUGCAGAUUAUGGCUUACGGCGGAGAGAAGCCACUUCCUUUCGAGCGAGGUAUCGCCCAGUCUCAGUCCCUUGAGCCUGGUAUCACAGGGAAUUUCGCCAAGGAUGCGAUGAUCGCGCUGGUCAAUUACGUGGGGUGCAACACUACUGAUGUGGACGCUCCAGGGACGAUUGAGUGUCUACGGGGACUAGAUACUGAAACACUCUUUGAAGCCUCCAACGCGACGUAUCUCAGCGAUAUCGCGCAUAAUAUUGGGGACAUCUGGUUGCCACAGGUGGACGGCGAUUUCCUUCCUGCGGCACCAAGUCAGCUCAUCGCAGAAGGACGCUUCGGUAACGCUACCUUUAUGUCCGGCUGGAUGGAAGGCGACCUUAACGUGUACACCAACACCUCCAUCGCAACCGCACAAGAUACGUACGACUUUGUUCGCGACUACCUACCGGCUAUGUCGGAGGAAUCUCUUACUCAGUUACUGGACUUGUACCCGGUAGAAGAAUUCGGAACCAGUGUGAACCUAACAGCAGAGUUCUAUCGCUCUGCACGCAUCUUCCGCGAUAUCCUCAUGGUGUGCCCAUCGCUACAUCUGGGUGUUGCAAUUGACAAAGUGCACAAAGCGCCAGUCUACUUCUACAACUUCAACCAGACAAUACUUGAUCCCAUCCUCGAGUACACCGAAGACGUUGUUGGCUUUGGCGUGGUACACACGUCUGAGUUUGCGUACGUCUUCGACAGCAUGCAAGUGUACAACAAGACGGACUACCCGUUUGACCCGACCGAGUACGACUACGAAAUUGCUAUGCGAGCAAGCCGGUCGUGGAGCACCUUUGUGAGUCAAGGAGCCCCGGCAGAGAGCGGAUCACAAUCCACCACAUUGUUGAACUGGGAUGAGGCAUUUAGCCGGCCAGGCGGUCCGUAUGUCAGGACGAUUGGUGGCGCACAUCCGAGCAAUAGUGCGCUGGGCAUGGCGAACGCGACAAGAGAGAUGGCAGAACAGAGAUUACAGGAGCGAUGUGCUUUCUUUAACAGUCCGAAGAUCAUCCAAGCGCUUCAGUAUUGA